Messenger RNA from Aspergillus calidoustus, 264 nucleotides. Lineage: Eukaryota; Fungi; Ascomycota; Eurotiomycetes; Eurotiales; Aspergillaceae. The record is from the annotation of a GenBank genome assembly.
AUGGCGAGAAGGCUGCCGAGUAUGGAUCGAUACGAUUAUCCCAUUCGCAUUGGAGAGAUUUCGCCGGAGCAGGAAAGAGCGAAUUCGAAAUGCUUCCGUGCCUCUCUAGAACCUGGCGUUCCAACGCCUCAGUCCAGAGAACGUGGUGAUCAAGAUGGCGGUCUCCGAAGCUUUGGAGGGUUAAAUACCACGAGACUUGCUCCUGUCGCGUCGGGAAGAGGACACCAGACCUUUGGCCAGGUCUGGCAAUCUUGGGGUGUCUGA